Molecule: messenger RNA, 1569 nt
Organism: Wallemia ichthyophaga EXF-994
Lineage: Eukaryota; Fungi; Basidiomycota; Wallemiomycetes; Wallemiales; Wallemiaceae
Product: ABC transporter G family member 11
Exons: 3
Coding region: 1-1569 (522 amino acids)
Cellular component (GO): membrane
Molecular function (GO): ATP hydrolysis activity; ABC-type transporter activity; ATP binding
Source: RefSeq, a predicted model, not a curated record
AUGUCAGCACUCGCGUGGACCGACAUUAGCUUCACCGAGAUCCUUAAACCCUUAUCUGGGAAUGUGAACCCAGGCGGAAUGACGGCAGUCAUGGGACCCUCAGGUUCUGGUAAAACCACUCUCCUCGAGUGUCUCAGCGGGAGAAAGAAGACGACCAAAGGCUCAGUCGUCUGCUCAGACUCUGCCUCAUUCUGCGAGCAGCACGAUGCCCUACUUGGGGUAUUCACAGUGCAAGAAACACUCACAUACUCCGCACGGCUCAGUUUGCCUCGCGCAUCACCAGAUGUCAUAGCCCAGCGAGUUAACUCGGUAAUUGAAGGUCUUGGUCUCACGUCAGUAUCCAACAAUCGUAUAGGUACACCAAUCCAGAGGGGCAUAUCAGGCGGACAGAAACGACGCGUCAGCAUUGCAUGCUCAUUAGUCCAGUUCCCAGAUGUUCUGUUCCUCGAUGAGCCCACUUCCGGUUUGGACACUGCGACCGCAUACCAGGUAAUGCAUGCUAUCGGGAAUAUGGCAUCAAUGCACCACAUAGCUGUUAUAGCUACCAUUCACAGUCCCAAUUGGGAGAUAUUCACUCUAUUCAACAAUCUCAUACUGCUGUCAAAAGGCGAAAGCGUAUACAAUGGAAACAUCAACCAACUAGUGCCGUAUUUUGGGAAAUUGGGUUAUCGUUUUCCGCAAUACUCGAAUCCCGCAGAUGUCGUUAUGGGGUUGGUCAACACUGAUUUUAACAAUGAGUCAAGUGCAGAUAUAGAGGAAGGCGGUGUCAGUCAGCUAGACUCAUUAGUGCAGGCGUGGAAAGAGAAUGGAAGCGAGGAUCAUCAGCAAAAGUUUGAGUCACUUCCACCACCACGCAAAUCACAGCCCAAGGAAAACUUUCUCAACUUCUCCAACAAGACUUACACUUUAAUACAGCGGAAUCUUGUCAACUAUUCGCGUAACCUGCUUGCUUAUGGUGUUCGCAUGGCCAUGUAUGUAGGUUUGGGAGUGCUGCUCGCUACCAUCUGGGUGAACCUUAAACAAUCAGACGACAGACUUAACGAUAGGCUUUCAGUUCACUUUUUUUCAGUAGCAUUCCUCUCAUUCAUGUCGGUGGCGGGAAUACCCAGUUACUUGGAAGAACGAAGUGUGUUACGUAGAGAGCGUGCGAACGGGCUUUAUGGUUCGCUUCCAUUUACUAUCGCUCAAACGAUCACCAUCCUUCCGUUCCUCUUUAUCUGCACACUCAUCUUUUCGGUCAUCUGCUACUGGUCUAUCGGUUUACACGGGGGUGCGAAUCACUUCUUUAGGUGGAUGUCUACACUCUACUUGUGCAUACUUAAUGCCGAGUUUCAGUCUUUGUUGAUCGCUAGUAUGUUCCCCAUCUUCAUCACUUCUCUCGCGAUAGCUGCCUUUGUUAAUGGUUUCUUCAUGUGCGUUCAGGGAUACUUCAUUCGCGCUGUCAAUCUCCCACGCUUCUGGUACUAUUGGGCUCAUUGGAUUGAUUAUCAGACAUACGGAUUCGCGAUUCUCACCAAAUCUGAUCUUGAAGGAUUGACUUUUAGUUGCGCUGGUGAUUUCGUUAAUUGA